Molecule: messenger RNA, 1384 nt
Organism: Megalobrama amblycephala (Wuchang bream)
Lineage: Eukaryota; Metazoa; Chordata; Actinopteri; Cypriniformes; Xenocyprididae
Product: C3a anaphylatoxin chemotactic receptor-like
Exons: 2
Coding region: 33-1025 (330 amino acids)
Biological process (GO): positive regulation of cytosolic calcium ion concentration; inflammatory response; complement receptor mediated signaling pathway
Cellular component (GO): plasma membrane
Molecular function (GO): G protein-coupled receptor activity; complement receptor activity
Source: RefSeq, a predicted model, not a curated record
CAUCUAUAAACAGAACUUGCAAAGAGGUUUGUAUGGGACUAAAAACCAUACAGAAAAUGGCAAGCACUACUUUUGGAUUUCAAAAUGUGACCAGAUUCACUACGGACAAUUCUACAGUGCAGACAGAGAUCUUCUCAGGCUUUAAGAUCUUGAUACUAUGCAUUUACAUUGCCAUCCCUAUUGUAAGUCUCAUUGGAAAUGGGCUUGUCAUAUUUGUGACGGGAUACAAAAUGAAGACGACAGUCAACUCCAUUUGGUUCCUCAACUUGGCCAUUGCAGACUUCACCUCCUCCUUAGCUGUAAUCAUAAGCGCCAUUAUAGACAUGAGCAAAAUCUGGCAUUUUGGUAACUUGAAGUGCACUUUUCUCUGUUUUGUGAUUUACAUAAACUCAUUUACUAGCAUUUUGCUGCUGACGACUAUUAGUCUGGACCGAUGCCUGUGCACAUGGAUGGUUGUGUGGUCUCGUAAUAAUCGAACCGUUUUCAAAGCCAGAAUCAUCUGCAUGAUUGUGUGGGUUUUAUCCAUCAGCUGCUGCAUUCCUGCCAUCCGCAAUCACUCAACAGCAGGCAACAACACACAACAACAGAGAGAAGGAAUCUAUAACCAUCCUAAACAAUACUACAAGUUUCUGGUCACAUAUAGGUUCAUAGUGGGCUUUGUCAUCCCCUUCCUGAUCAUUGCAUCUUCAUAUGUAGCUAUCGGUGUGCGAGUCAAACGCCUCAAUAUGGAGAAUCAGCUCAGGUCUUACCGCGUCAUUAUAGCUGUGGUCCUGGCCUUUUUCAUAUGCUGGCUUCCGUUUCAUGUCCACAAAUUUUAUUACAUCUAUGCAAAAGAGAAUCAGGGGAGUGAGUCUACAAAAGAGAUUUCUGAAGCUGUAGUUACCUGCCUGGGUUUUCUAAACAGCUCUCUGAACCCCAUUCUCUAUGUGUUCAUGUGUGAGGAGUUUAAGAUGAAGCUGAAACAGUCUCUGUUGCUGGUGCUGGAGACCGCGUUUGCUGAAGAUCAUCUGGACUUCAGAGUCUGAAAGCAAACAAAAGAUAUGACCAUCUCUAUUCCUGCCAGCUGCCAGCAUGGAUGGCCACCCUUUUAUGACAUGCCCACAUGAGGUUCAACAGUAUAAGUUGCCAUACACUGCAUUAUACACAUGAAAAUGUUGAAUCACCAACUCAAUUUGCUCUAUAGCAGUGUAUUGGGGGAAAAAGUGUUUAUUAAAUGGACUAAUCUGGCUAAAUCUUGUUGGCUAUUUUAACACUUAUAGGGGUCUUUUUGGACUCCAAACGACAUUUGCUAAAAUAAUAAAAAAAAAAUGUUAUCUUUCCCCAAAUGACAUGGAACUUUGUACAAUGGUUAACACUUUCUAGAUCUACAAAAAAAAUAAAAAUA